This is a messenger RNA of Thyridium curvatum, 1626 nucleotides long. RefSeq lists its product as uncharacterized. Bases 1 to 1626 code for a protein of 541 amino acids. NCBI's taxonomy places the organism in Eukaryota, Fungi, Ascomycota, Sordariomycetes, Thyridiales, Thyridiaceae. The transcript has a single exon. The record is from RefSeq and is a predicted model, not a curated record.
AUGGUGUCGACGAAGCUCUUGAGCGCAGCGGCGCUCUUCUCCUUGGCUCUCGCCCAGAACAACAACAACAAUAAUAACAACAAUGGGCAAAAUGGAGGCAACAACAACAACAACAACAACAAUGGGCAAAAUGGAGGCAACAACAACAACAACAACAAUAAUAAUAAUGGGGGCGCGAACCAGGCACAGGGUGGAGGCGCAGACUCGACUCAGCUGCUGCCGAAUGCCAUCCAGACCGGAUCUUUCUUCGACGGGCAGCAGGCUCUAGGCGCCAGUGACGAGCAAGUUGCUGCCGCUACCUCCAAGAACAACUUUAUCAACUUUUGCGCCGGCAAGACCCUGACCAACGGCCUCCAGAUCACGGAUGGCUCGUGCAACGGCAUUGGUAAGCUUACAGCCAACCCCCCAACCCCGAACGAGAAUCGUCUUCCCGCUCGGCGUACCGGUACUAACGUGUGCGUCCCUGCAGUCAUGGGCGACAUCCCUGCCAAGAACAAGAUGAUCUCCAGCAUCAUCACCUUCCCCCAAGCCGGCCAGACGAUCGAGAGCGGCAAGGACUUCAACAUCAGCGUCCAGGUGAACGGCCUCCAGGCAGGCGCCUUCACCAACGCCGUCGCCACCUACUACUCGUCGCCCCAGACGCUCAACGGCCAGGGCAACGUCAUUGGCCACACCCACGUUACCGUGCAGGACCUCGGUAAGAGCCUCAACCCGAGCACGCCUCCAGACCCCACGCAGUUUGCCUUCUUCAAGGGCAUCAACGACGCCGGCAACGGCCAGGGCCUCCUGCAGGCCGUCGUCACCGGAGGCCUGCCCCCAGGACAGUUCCGCGUCUGCACCCUCACCUCGUCCUCCAACCACCAGCCCGUCAUCAUGCCCGUCGCCCAGCGCGGCUCCCAGGACGACUGCACCAAGUUCACCGUCAACGGCAACGACAACGACAUCAACGAGGCUGCCAACAACGGCGCAAAGGGCCAAGACGCCGCCGCCCAGGCCCAGCAGGCAGUUGACCUUGGCGCCGGUGCCAUCGAGAACAAUGGAGGAAACCAGAACAACAACAACAAUGGCGGCAACCAACAGCAGGGUGGCAACCAGGGUGGCAACCAAGGCAACCAGAACCAGGGAGGCCAGGGCAACCAGGGCCAGGGCAAUCAGGGCCAGCAGGGAGGCAACCAGAGAGGCCAACAGGGAGGCCAGCAAGGAGGCCAGCAGGGAGGCAACCAGGGAGGCAACCAAGCCCAGGGCCAGCAGGGUCAGGCUCAGCAGGGCCAGCAGGGUCAGGCUCAGCAGGGCCAGGCUCAGCAGGGCCAAGCUCAGCAGGGCCAGGCCCAGGGUCAAAAAGCCCAGGCAGCCGGUGGAAACCAACAAGCGCAGCAGCAAGGACAGCAAGGACAGCAAGCCAAGGCUCAGGGCGAGCAGAAAGCAGCCGGCCAGCAAGCUCAGGGAGGACAGGCAGGCGGACAAGACAAGAACCAGGCCCAGCGUAAGCUUGCUUCCCAGCCUAUGAACUCCCCAAGGACUUCGCUAACCUUUCAAACCUCUUUUACAGAGAAGGACCAGAACCAGAAUGAGGGUGCCAAGAAUGCCCGCCUAGCACGUCUGGCCCGUAGACGCUUCAUUGCCUAG